Messenger RNA from Penaeus monodon (black tiger shrimp), 1228 nucleotides. Its product is annotated as neurotrimin-like. The coding region runs from base 125 to 1228 and encodes 367 amino acids. The record is from RefSeq and is a predicted model, not a curated record. Gene Ontology annotation, biological process: synapse organization. Lineage: Eukaryota; Metazoa; Arthropoda; Malacostraca; Decapoda; Penaeidae. The transcript has 9 exons. Gene Ontology annotation, cellular component: neuron projection membrane.
AAGAGAAGAAAGAGGAAGAAAAAAAAAAGAGACAGACAGAGAGAGAAGAGAAAAGAAAGAAAAAGAAGAAGAAAAAAAUACAAAAGACAAAACAAGAACAGAAGAGAUUCAAAAUCGAAGCCAAAUGAUUCUUCAAUUCCUCUUCAUCCACCUUCUUCGCCUUCUGUUUCUGUGGCGCCAGGUCGAAGCAGCAGGCGUUCCAGUGUUGCCAAGCCUGCUGCCUGUGAUGACGACAACGCUGGUGGGGCCGGCGGAGGAGGAGGCGCAGGAGAGGCCUACGCCCCGGGCCGUGUUCACCUUGCAGAACAACACGGAGCUGAGGUCCCAAGUGGGCACGACGGCGGUGUUGCACUGCGUGGCGGAACAUGUGGGCGAAAAUUUGGUGACAUGGAUAAGGAGAAGGGACUACCACCUCCUCACUGUCGGUACCCAUGUCUACAGCAGCGACGACAGAUUCCAAGUUCGCUAUAUCAAGGAGAAGAACGACUGGCAGCUUCACAUCCGCUACGUCCAGGUGCGAGACGACGGUGCCUACGAGUGCCAGGUGUCAUCGCAUCCGCCCGUCAGCCUCCUUGCCACGCUGCGGGUCCUCGAAGCCACGUCGGAGAUCUUAGGAGGGCCUGAGAAGUACAUGACCGCCGGUAGCUCCCUCAGGCUCGUCUGCGUCUUGAGGGACAACACGCAGCCUCCAAGCUAUGUCUUCUGGUACCAUGAUGACGUCAUGAUUAAUUAUCAGUCGACGAGAGAGGUUCGCGUCGAGAACAACGGCGGGCUGAGUGUGUUGUUCCUGAGACGCGUCACGCCCGCAGACUCCGGGAACUACACGUGCGCGCCCUCCAACGCCCGCCACGCCCACAUCCACAUCCAGGUUCUCAAAGGUGGAGAGACCCCCGCAGCCAUACAUUCCGGUUCAAGCAGGACUUGCUCUCCGUCGCCCCUCCCCCAGCUGGUCCUCGAGGGGGCGGCGCUAAUCCUGUGCCUCGAGGUCCUACUCAGACUGAUGCUGACCUCAGGCAACGUCCUCGCGGGGAAAUCAAUACGCACGGAGACGACACCUUCACAUUUGCGUGUGGUUGACCUCCAGCCGGGGAAGAGACGCAGUUACAGGUUGAUUAAAAUACGUAAUCUUGCUCAAGAUAAGGAUUUCGAUAUUUUUUUUAAGCAUUUGUUUUACUGGUUAUGUGUUAUAAUUUUGUGGCAGACUUACAAUGCUCAUUGUGAUGUUUAA